ACCACUGGAGUGGAAAACAAUGAUGACGUUUACGUUUGACGACCCGACCGUCGUGCAUUCGUAUAUUUCUUACAAAUCCGUGAAUAUUUACACGUUGUAGGUGUAUUGUUGGAAUUAAAAUAAUAAUAAUGGUUGUCGAGGAGCCAAGUCCAAAUAAUGUAGAGACUGUGGAGAAAAAUGACAGCAGCACUCUGGUGUCGGAACCAGCGAAAAUCUUCACAGUAGAAAUUUUGCAUAUGAUUAAGGAUGCCCAACAACAACAUGGUCUCCGACACGGUGAUUAUCAACGAUAUCGUGGCUACUGUACACGCCGCAUACGACGUCUGCGCAAGGCAUUAAAGUAUCCCCAAGGCGACAAGCGUCACUUUAAGCGUCGCGAUGUAACGUUAUCCCAACUGACAGGGAAAAAAGCAGAUGAGCGUUUCAUACAUAUACCACUGAUCAGUGCGGAGCGUGCCUGGGCCUAUGCCAUGCAGCUGAAACAGGAGGCCAAUACGGAACCGCGAAAGCGCUUCCAUUUGAUUAACAAGUUGCGACGCGCCUGCUUCUAUGCUCUUCAGUUACAAGAGUUGUGCAAUACGGAGGCAUUCGAUGCACGCACGAAACUUGAGUGCGAGGCAUAUGUGGCCUGGAUGCAUGGUACAUUGCACUUUGACCUGCAAUUGUGGAAGUCGGCUGGUGAGCAUUUAAAACGUGCCCAGGUGGUAUAUGAGAACUUGGCGAAGGCGCUGCCCGACGACGAUCAGGAGCUGUAUCGUGCCAAGGUGAAUGAGUUUACUCCCAAUUUGCGCUACUGUGCGUAUAACAUUAGCGGUGGUGCUAGUGGCGGCAAAAUCGACGAAAUACUCGAACUGCGUGCACAAGGUGUUUUGGAGAACUUGGACGUGCUGGUUAGUCAAACAAAAUCGGAGAGUAGCGAGGGACUCCAGACGAUCGAUUGGCGUGGUCGCAAGGUAACCGUGCGUCCCGAAAAGGUACGACUGUUUUUGCUUAGCGCCCAGGAACUGGACAAAUCACUGGCCAAGACAACCAAACUGGACGCCAAGAUUGAGCUAAUCGAACGCAUAUUGAUGGAUUGUAAGGAUGCCAUACAGGCAGUGCGCGACGAGAUUAAGCAGGAUCCCAAGCUACGCUCUCUGACCACAGGUCAAACUGUUUCAGGAGUGCAAUAUUUGCUCGCAUACUUGAGCUACAUACGUCAUAGCCGCACACUACAGCGCAAUUUGUGUUUAGUUGAUCAGGCCAAGUUGAACUUUGAUGACCCCAAUCAACAGAAAACCCAAGCUCAAACCGAAGGAAAACGCGUACGUCCGCAGGAUUUGGCACGUCUGUACGAGAUCAUCUUGCAGAAUGUCACCGAAAUGCAGCAAAUCAGCGGCAUGGAAGAGGAUGCUCAAUAUCAGAGCGAAGUGGCCAACCUAGCGCUUACAUUUAAAGCCUUCCGCUGCUAUUAUAUUGCACUCACUCUAAUUGAUAUGAAAAAGUGGAAGGAAGCAGUGGCGCUGUACGAACGCGCCUCCAACUAUGCCAACGAUGCACUUAAGGGCAAAUCGUGUGCUGAAUUUGAACUCCAAUCGGAGCUAAAGAAAAUUGUUUCUUCAAUCGAUGGCAGCAAGUUCUCAGCUCAUGCGUAUAGCGUGCUGGAAGAUGACAAUAGCGAGGAUGCCAGUGGCGUAACCACUAAAUCGCAGAAGACAACGAAACCGUUGUACGAACGCCUCUCACAAUAUAAGGAGGACCAAUCGCUGCAUACCCGGGCGCCCAAUGUGUUCAAACUGACGCCCGAUAUGGAGCCCAUACCAUGCAAACCCCUGUUUUUCGAUCUGGCUAUGAACUACUUGGAACUACCAUCCCUGGAGGAUAAGCUCGAAUCGCCUGGAAAGAAGGGUGCCUCUAUUACGGGCUUUGUCAAAGGUUUUCUUGGCUGGGGCGGAGGUGGCAAUAAGUGAGACGCUUGCUGAAUACAAAGUCUACGCCCCCUAUCAUGAAAUUCCAUGUUUGCUUUUAUAGGAACGCCCAACAAGCUUGUCCUUUUAUUUGUUUUUUCUUUUAGAUCUUGGCUUUUUUAUUAUAGAUACCAACAACCAGCCAACACAGAACAUUUAUCAACAAAAUUCGUUUAAGUUACAAUAGUGAGGAAUUAUUGGUAAUAAAGGAAGCAACAAAUGCUGCAA
This is a messenger RNA of Drosophila hydei, 2174 nucleotides long. RefSeq names its product signal recognition particle subunit SRP68 (gene Srp68). NCBI's taxonomy places the organism in Eukaryota, Metazoa, Arthropoda, Insecta, Diptera, Drosophilidae. The transcript has 4 exons. The record is from RefSeq and is a predicted model, not a curated record. The coding region runs from base 129 to 1949 and encodes 606 amino acids. Gene Ontology annotation, molecular function: endoplasmic reticulum signal sequence receptor activity; 7S RNA binding; signal recognition particle binding. Gene Ontology annotation, cellular component: signal recognition particle, endoplasmic reticulum targeting. Gene Ontology annotation, biological process: SRP-dependent cotranslational protein targeting to membrane.